Molecule: messenger RNA, 306 nt
Organism: Emiliania huxleyi CCMP1516
Lineage: Eukaryota; Haptophyta; Isochrysidales; Noelaerhabdaceae
Exons: 1
Coding region: 1-306 (101 amino acids)
Source: RefSeq, a predicted model, not a curated record
AUGGCCAUGGCGUCGCGCUCCGGCAAGCGCGUCCGCACCGAGAGCGACGGCAACGGCGGUGAGGAGGGCGAGCCCGUGGCGGUCGCUGCCGGCUUCGAGGCACCCAUCUUUGGCGCGCGCACCGUCGGCCAGGUCACCACGCUGGAGCUCGAGGGCGAGGACGGACCUCUGGCGUCCCUCAGCCUGCGCGGCGUGGCAAGCGAUCACGCGGGUGCCUGGUACGUCGCGGCUGAGGACUCGUUCCUGCACGUCUCGGCGACCGGGCGCGUGCGCAGCAUAGCAACCCUCGAGGACGAAGGCUUCUAG